Molecule: messenger RNA, 3714 nt
Organism: Dreissena polymorpha
Lineage: Eukaryota; Metazoa; Mollusca; Bivalvia; Myida; Dreissenidae
Product: receptor-type tyrosine-protein phosphatase T-like
Exons: 20
Coding region: 293-2905 (870 amino acids)
Biological process (GO): protein dephosphorylation
Molecular function (GO): protein tyrosine phosphatase activity
Source: RefSeq, a predicted model, not a curated record
CUGUGUAGCAUGUGACAGUAUAAAAGAUAAAUGCUACGGCUGUAUAUCGGGAUAUUAUGGAAAAGUAUGUGAACAUAAAUGCCCUUCGCAAUGUUCAAAAAAUUGCGAUCCAUAUAACGGUCAAUGUGUGAGCUGCCCGUCGGGUCAGUCUGGUAAAUAUUGUAAUGACAGCUGUCAUUCCAAUUGCAUUGGGAAUUGCGAUGCUGCAUGGAAAUGUUCUCAAUGUGGUGUGGGAUACUAUGGAGACUAUUGCGAUAAAAGUUGUCCUGCCAACUGCGAUGGCCAAUGCGAUAUGCUCAGUGGGGAGUGUUUAAAAUGUGUUCCAGGUUAUCAUGAUCGAAUAUGUUCCAGCACGUGUCCUGUUAUGUGUAACACGUGUUUGAACGGCACGUAUUGCACACAAUGCAAGAGGGGAAAGUACGGUCAAAUUUGUCAAGACCCAUGCCCUAAUACAUGCAACAACUUUACGUGUGACAUACGUUCAGGACAAUGCCACAAAUGUAUAAACAAUACUUUAUACAGUGGGUGGUGCAAUGUUUCAUGCAGUUCCAAUUGUAAGAACAACAUAUGCAAUCAAACAAACGGUGGAUGUGGUGAAUGCCUGACUUCAAAAGUAUUCGGCAUGAAAUGUUCCCAAAAUUGUAGCGAAGGUUGUGUUGAAAACGAAUGCUAUCGAGACAGUGGUGCGUGUACCAAAGGUUGCGUAAACGGAUUCACAGGGCACAAAUGUGAUGUGAAUGUAACUCGUGGAGACGAAAACACCAGUGACCCACCUGUAGCUAUCAUUGCCGGUGCAGCAGGAGUGGGCGUGUCACUCAUCAUUUUGAUAGUCUUUAUUGUUGUCUUUCUAAAACUGAGACGAAAGGCAGACAGUGAACUUCAUUCGGAUUAUUCCAACGACUAUCACACCGUAGAUGAAGUAGUGAAACCUGUGGCUAAACAAGAUAAACCACCCUCAGGAAAAGUUCGUUCUACUAAUAAUGAAACUAGCAACAAAAAGGAAAGGCAAAGCAGAAACAGCGGUGAUGUUCCAAAGUCGAAUACAUCUGUUGCAAUUGAAACCGAUGAAAGCGUACUGGAAAUAGACGAUGAUGAUAGGCGUAUUCUUGCCAAACACCAGGGUAACCCGAACAAGCAUGCACAACAGGAAGAGAAUGUCUACUACAUAGGACUGGAGGAUAUUAAGAAAAGAAAGAUUGAUGUCGAUCAAUUGAUGGAUUUUGUCUCAUCUAAGCCGUUUGAAUAUUUUGAAGAAGAAUUUGAUAAAUUCCCCUACGGGCUAACCAGAAGCUAUGACGUGGCAAGGCGAACGGAAAACUUGGGUAAAAACAGAUAUCAGGGCAUUUAUGCAUAUGACGAGACAAGAGUAGAAGUAAACGGAGGCGACUCGGAUUACAUCAAUGCAAACUUUAUUGACGGUUACAAGAAGAGGAAUGCAUAUAUUGCCUCGCUUGGCCCAAUGGCGAAGCAGAUGGGAGACUUCAGUGUAUUCUGGAACAUGAUCUGGCAACAGAAGGUCGAAACUGUCGUCAUGGUUACCAAUCUGGACGAAGAGGGGAAGACAAAGUGUGAGAAAUAUUGGCCAGAAAUAGGUGCAACAAAGCUUUAUGGGCAGGUGUCUGUCCAUAUGAUGACUGAAGAGGUGUUUGCUGAGUUUACCCGACGUACCUUAAAAAUAGCAAAGGGUAAGAGCAUCCGGACCCUUCAUCACCUGCAUUUCACUGCCUGGCCUGAUAAAGGGAUUCCAGAGGACGUAACAGCUAUCCUGGAGCUACGACAUAGGGUGCUGAAGCAACAAAAACAGUUGGAAGGUCCUAUUCUCGUUCAUUGCAGUGCUGGUAUAGGUCGAACGGGGACUUACAUUGCCCUGGACAUUCUUGUACACGAAGGCGAGGCAGAAGGAGCCGUGGAGAUACAAGGAUGUGUGCUGAACAUGCGGAGGAACAGGGUCAACAUGGUGCAGACAGCGGAGCAAUACGAGUUUCUACACAAGGCUCUAGCGCAUGCUCUGACGAUGGAGAGCGCCCCGAUCUCUGUUCACCAGUUCCAAAUGCACGCUACUAGUAUGGAUCAAAGCGCCAAGCAAAAGCUAUUCAAGCAACUUGUCUCCUUUGCCAACAAUUUAUCAAACGCUGAGAUGAAAGCCCUGAAACGCAACACAACUCUGACAAACAAAAACAGAGAGGGUGCCGAUAUUCCAAGCGACGAAAACCGACCCCGCCUCUAUCUGCCAGGACGUUCUGACACAAGUGACUAUAUCAAUGCCGUCUACAUGGACAGUUUCAAGGUCAAACGCCGGUAUAUCGCGGCCCAGUCCCCGUUAUCCGUCACCGUUCAAGACUUCCUUACACUGAUCUUUCAAGAGAACUGCACGGUGGUAGUGAGCUUCCACGAUCUUAUAACUGACAAGGUUGGAGUCUUCUAUCCGGCGGACAAUCAGGUGUUGGUGGUUGGGGACUUCGAGGUGACAACUGACAGGAAAGUUGACAAGAGAGACAACUGGGUGAUGCGCACGCUUUCACUUAAAUACAAGAAAGACGGCAGGGUGAAAGCCGUGACCCACAUCCAGUACACUGACUGGCCACAGGGUAGCAAUGUACCAACAUCUCCGGCAAGUUUUAUCCAUGUCAUCCAUUUUGUUGGGCAACUUGCAGAUGCUUCGAGUGGACCAAUUGUUCUACAUUGCUUAGACGGCGCGAAACACUGCGGACUGUUCUGUACGGUGUCUAACUUACUUGAGAAGAUGGAACUGGAACAGGAAGUCAGUGUGGUGAACGAGGUCAGGAGGGUACAAACAAGGAGGAGGAAGGCCAUUGCAAAUAUAGAACAGUUCAACUUCUGUUACGAGUGCGUCCUGCAACAGAUUGGUUCCUCAAAUACUUAUUCAAACGUUGGAGUGAAGUGAAUCACACUAUUGCACUGAUUAAACAACUUGCGGAUUCUCCAAUAAAGAAUAUAGUUUCGAUGACCUUCUGUGACACGUUUUAUGACAGCAGCUGUAACUGCCUAGAAUGUGUUUUCAAAAAUGUAGAUUUAACACAUUAUGUAUGCAUGUUCAGAACAACAAAAUAGCAUUUCGGACUUAGAAACAUAUAUUUAAAACACAGUUUUUUUUCAUAAUCAUAUAUUAAAAUCGGAAAAAUAAUAAAGCGUUUUUAUGUCGGUUUAAAUCAAGAAUAUGUUUAUUUGUAAACUAUAUACUUUAAAUUUCCAAUUUAAAAAACCUGGGUGGUGUUUUUUAGCCUGAUGUCCCGGGUUCCAACCCCUAUUUAGGCAAACGUUGUAUGAUUUUCGUUUGCUUUGUUGUAAUAAUUCUGUAUAACUUUUUCAAAUAUUAUAGUUUUGUUGGUACAUGCACUUACUAUUUUUAAUACGACAAUCUGUAAAUAAGUCUCUGAUAUGUAAAAGCUUGAUAUUAUAUUUAUUUUACUACCACGUAUUGUAAAUAUUUUAGUUCACCAAUUAUAUUUUUACACAUAUAUUAUUUUUUGUAACUUCAUUUUAGUAUUUCCAUUGUGAACAUAUUAUAUAUAUUUUUUCUGUGCAAUUUAAAAUGAGUAUAUUUGUUUCACGACGCUUUUCGAUAAUAAGUAUGGUACCUAGCAUAUAUGAAGACUAUUGUUGAAGUGAGAAAAACAUCUUCGAAUCAGUGUGGAGUCUAUUAAUUAUUUAAAGGUAACAACAAUCGAAAUGCAUUUCACAUUUUCAUAAAGG